Molecule: messenger RNA, 450 nt
Organism: Aspergillus versicolor CBS 583.65
Lineage: Eukaryota; Fungi; Ascomycota; Eurotiomycetes; Eurotiales; Aspergillaceae
Exons: 3
Coding region: 1-450 (149 amino acids)
Source: RefSeq, a predicted model, not a curated record
AUGAUUGGAAGGCCGGGAGAGGUGCGCAUUGGAAGUGGCAGUGAGAUUUGUGAUCUGCCCAAUGAAGCGACGGACGAGCCUUGGGAGCCAUCCUUCUCGGGGUCGCAAGAGAAGGCUGUCUUGGGGGCCAAGAAGCUCAGGCCCGUGGCUGUGGACUCGGGCUCGAUACGAAAACAGCAUCGCCUCGACGGCGAGUCUGGGCCCCUGGGAAAUGGAGGAAGCGGCGUACGGCAGAAGACCCAGAGUACGGGGAUCUCCGCUGCCUGCCAGUUCCUUAUCGUGUCUUAUCGGGCCCUUAUCAGUGCCCUUAUCGUGCGGGGAAUCGCUCUCAUGGCGGGCGGUCCGCGCACCUCGACCGGCGGAACGCGCACCUCCCCAACCAUACGCAAGCUGAAGCUUCCUAUGGGCGAUGCGUACGAGUAUGGAUGCUUCCGAUAUGAAGUCAGUUAG